AGAUGUGGUAUGAUGAUCAAAAAAAAAAAUUUUUUUUUAAUAAUUUUGUCCAACUUCAACUGUUCAACUAUCCAACUGUUCAACGACUCUUACUUUUCAACUGUCUUAUUUUUCAACUGUCUUACUUUUCAACUGUUUUACUUUUCAACUGUCUUACUUUACAACUGGUUUACUUUCCAAAUGUCCAACUGUCGACUUGUGAUUGAGAUCGAAGGUACAUAUUGUACGUGCG
Molecule: messenger RNA, 232 nt
Organism: Rhizophagus irregularis DAOM 181602=DAOM 197198
Lineage: Eukaryota; Fungi; Glomeromycota; Glomeromycetes; Glomerales; Glomeraceae
Source: RefSeq, a predicted model, not a curated record